Molecule: messenger RNA, 1420 nt
Organism: Pteronotus mesoamericanus
Lineage: Eukaryota; Metazoa; Chordata; Mammalia; Chiroptera; Mormoopidae
Gene: RAB11A
Product: RAB11A, member RAS oncogene family
Exons: 5
Coding region: 143-793 (216 amino acids)
Biological process (GO): exocytosis; melanosome transport; neurotransmitter receptor transport, endosome to postsynaptic membrane
Cellular component (GO): transport vesicle; Golgi apparatus; postsynaptic recycling endosome
Molecular function (GO): GTP binding; GTPase activity
Source: RefSeq, a predicted model, not a curated record
CCCCGGAAGUGACGCAGGGCAGGGAGGGGUUCUUCUCCCGGUCCGGCUGCUGAAGCUCGGCGCUUGGGUUACCCCUGCAGCGACGCCCCCUGGUCCCACCGAUACCACUGCUGCUCCCGCCCCUUCAGUCCUCGGCCGCGCAAUGGGCACCCGCGACGACGAGUACGACUAUCUCUUCAAAGUUGUCCUUAUCGGAGAUUCUGGUGUUGGAAAGAGUAAUCUCUUGUCUCGAUUUACUCGAAAUGAGUUUAAUCUUGAAAGCAAGAGCACCAUUGGAGUAGAGUUUGCAACAAGAAGCAUCCAGGUUGAUGGGAAGACAAUAAAGGCACAGAUAUGGGACACAGCUGGGCAAGAGCGAUAUCGAGCUAUAACAUCAGCAUAUUAUCGUGGAGCUGUAGGUGCCUUAUUGGUUUAUGACAUUGCUAAACAUCUCACCUAUGAAAAUGUAGAGCGAUGGCUGAAAGAACUGAGAGAUCAUGCUGAUAGUAACAUUGUUAUCAUGCUUGUGGGCAAUAAGAGUGAUUUGCGUCAUCUCAGGGCAGUUCCUACAGAUGAAGCAAGAGCUUUUGCAGAAAAGAAUGGUUUGUCAUUCAUUGAGACAUCAGCUCUAGACUCUACAAAUGUAGAAGCUGCUUUUCAGACAAUCCUGACAGAGAUAUACCGCAUUGUUUCCCAGAAGCAAAUGUCAGACAGACGUGAAAAUGACAUGUCUCCAAGCAACAAUGUGGUUCCUAUUCACGUUCCACCAACCACUGAAAAUAAGCCAAAGGUGCAGUGCUGUCAGAACAUAUAAGGCGUUUCUCUUCUCCCCUAGAAGGCUGUGUAUAGUCCAUUUCCCAGGUCUGAGAUUUAAAUAUAUUUGUAAUUCUUGUGGUCACUUUUGUGUUUUAUUACUUCCUUCUACUUAAUGAAUGUUCCAUGUUUUAAGUUUUUUGAUUUUAGCUUUAUAAAAUCAUCCAUUUGUCCCGAAUGACUGCAGCUUUAUUUCAUGCUAUGGCUUCACUAGCCUUAGUUUAAUAAACUGAAUGUUUGGAUUCCUCAAUUAUUGUUUACUUUUCAUCAUGGAAACCUGUCACUGUAGGACAUAAUAGAACUUGAUCACUUGAAGCUCAGACCUGUUUGUCUUGAUCAAAUCAAAUUAAGAAGACUUUAGAAAUAAGCUAUCCUUUUGCCACAGAGCAGCUUAUAAUUCAUACACUCUUCUCUCAGUGCAGUAUAUAUUUCCACAAAUCUAAUAAUUGCCCUGUAAACAUAGCACCUUGAAAAUUUUCCAUUAUUCUGGAAGUCACUUUCUAAAAUGCCUUAAUAGGGUUAUGUAGUUCAGUAAUUUUUGUUUUUAAUUUUCAUAAGCAUCAGUUCAUUUGAGAGGGCACUUUUUUUUUCUGGACAAGAAUUAUCUUAAUAAACACAAAAGACUGCA